AUGUCCAUCAUCAAAGUCUUUACAGGUUGUUUUAAAGAUACGUUGGUCCAAUUGAUGAGAUGUGCAGCUAUUUAUGAUUUCUCAGAUCGAGAUUUAUUGAACCCAACACCUGAAAGAUAUAAACGAAUCUUAAGUGGAUUGAUUAAUUUUGUUUUGUUUGAAACUGAACAAGUUCCAUUAGUCUUAAAUCCAUUAGAAGAAUCUUUAAAUGAUUUACAAAACCAACGUGAUGAACUUUUGGAAAGGAUUUCGAAAUCUAGGAAAGAUAAUUCUGAUUUAGAUCGGAAACAUGAAGAAGAAGAAAGGAUUGCGGGUGAAUUGAUUCCACAGAUUGAGGGAUAUAAAGCUACGAUUUUGGAGUGUAAAGAUAUGACAGAUCCAUUGGAACAGAGAAGAGCUGAAUUAUUGAAUACAAGAAGAACGAUUUGUGAACAAAAUCGUAAUGCAGUAACCGAAGUCCAAAGACUAGAAAACGAAAUUAAUAGAUUAUCAACCCGAAUAGCCAGAUCACCCGAAAAAGUAAAAUCAGCCAUUGAAUCAUUACAAAAAACGCUAAGUUCGGAAUUAAGUUCGAUUGCUUCAUUAGAAUCGAAUUCACAUUAUUUAGAAAGAAGAAUUAAAUCGAUUGAUCAGUAUCAAAAAGAUUUACUUCAAUGUUUGAAAUUAGCAGAUGAAUGGGAAAUCGAAACUCUUAAAGUUGAAGAAGUUAAGAAAACUUUGAAUUCACUUAAUGAGGAGUAUGAGAGUAAGGUUUUUGAAUUGAAUGAGAUUGAAAAAAAAUCAUCUCAAGCACAAAGAAGAACUGAAGUGAUGCAAGAACAAAUCUCAAGAGUCCAUUCAGGUAUCCAUCGAAAAAGAAAAGCCGGGAUCGAAAGACAAACGAAAACCCAAGAAAAACAUUUAGAAGAGAUUGAAUUCCAAACCGAAUAUGAAAAAGAAUCUCAAAUCUUAACGAAUGAGAAGAUGAUGUUGAUCUCAGAAGAUAAAGAUUUAGCAGAAGAUUAUAUUAGAAGUAUGAAGAAAGGUCAAGCGGCUUAUGAUACGCUUAGGUCUGAACUUUUGCAUUAUUGUAUGAAACAUACUACUGCACUUACAGCUGUGGAAAAUAAACUUCAAAAUAUUUCACUAGGGAACGGGGGUCAUCCAACAGAUUAA
Molecule: messenger RNA, 1155 nt
Organism: Melampsora larici-populina 98AG31
Lineage: Eukaryota; Fungi; Basidiomycota; Pucciniomycetes; Pucciniales; Melampsoraceae
Exons: 6
Coding region: 1-1155 (384 amino acids)
Cellular component (GO): Ndc80 complex; kinetochore
Source: RefSeq, a predicted model, not a curated record